This is a messenger RNA of Bombus terrestris (buff-tailed bumblebee), 2288 nucleotides long. RefSeq lists its product as uncharacterized. Gene Ontology annotation, molecular function: sequence-specific DNA binding. The transcript has a single exon. Lineage: Eukaryota; Metazoa; Arthropoda; Insecta; Hymenoptera; Apidae. Bases 319 to 2247 code for a protein of 642 amino acids. The record is from RefSeq and is a predicted model, not a curated record.
CGAAAAAUGGUAAUAUUCCGAACUUUUUGAAUAUUGCUGCAUUUCAUAUAAAUUAAAAAUUUAAGAUACGUUUAGGAUUGAAAAAUAAUGAAGGUGUUAUUACAUUUUAUUACUGGAUUUUAUUCUUUGAAUAUCAUAGAACUACACCAUAUACAAAAAGGUUGUAAAAAAAUAAUUUAAUUUUAAAUUUCUUGAAAAAUGUGUUAACUAUGACGUUUGAGAAAACGUUUGAUUAAAAGUUAAUAUUUUUCAUGAAACUGUGACAAAAUGGAAUUGUGUAUUUGACGAAUGUAUAGAGGCGAAGAAUAAUUUAAAAAGAUGCCACAUCCGUGUGUCGUAUGCGGUCGUUCGCGUAUGAAUCCAAACAAUAAAGAAGAAGAAUAUAUGUUUUUUGGAUUUCCUGUUAACGAUGAAGUUCGAUGCAGAAAGUGGUUGGAAUUUUGCUGUCGCGAAGAUUUGUAUAAACUUACAAAGAAACAAUUACUUCAACGAAUGGUAUGUUCUAAGCACUUCGAACAGAAGGAUUUUUUAAAUGAGUAUCUUGACAGAUUAAAUAAUACGGCAGUACCUUCAAUUUAUGAUCCUAAACAAAGUUUGUACAACAUAACCUGCGUAUUAUGUGGUCGAUCUCGUCGAGAUCCAUCAAAUUUAGAUUAUGACGAUGUAACAUUUCAUCAUUUCCCUGGCGAGGAAUUUCGAUGUUUGAAAUGGCUUGAUUUUGUUGGUGUAGAUUCAUAUUACAGAUUGACGAGAAAGGAAAUUUUAUUUUGUUACAUUUGUUCAAAACAUUUUGAUCGUACUCAAUUUCUGUCUGGUUAUAAAAGCAGAUUGAUAGACAAUGCUAUUCCCAAUAUCAGAAACCCUGAUCAGAUGGAUGGAUCUGAACAAUAUAUUAUGGAAUUUGUGUUUGAAUCAAAAUAUAGUUCCUCAGACAAAUCUAAGAAAUUAGAGCCUUUACCACCUGCUGUCUUAGAAAGUCAAGCAUGUGCUGCUUGUGGCAGAUCAAGAUCUGAUCCAAGAAAUAAAAUAGAAAGAUACAAGUUCCAUCCUUUUCCUGCUUAUGAAAUUGGCAGGUGCUUAAGAUGGUGUCAAUUUUUGGGUAGAGAGGAUUUAUUAAAAAUGUCACCAAAUCAAAUAAGAAAGUUGGUACUUUGUUCAAAACAUUUUCAAACAGGACAAAGUUUUCAUAAAGUCGGACCAUGUGAUGCAGUUCCAACAAUAAAGGAUAUAUCACAAUUAGACUGUGACAAUUCAACAGAAAAGAUAGAAGAUGACCAAGAUGUGUUAGAAGAAGCUAAUUGUAAUAAUACAACUAAAGGAAUUAAAAGGCAAGGUUUUUCAAGACCUUUAGUAUCUAGUAAAAAACCAAAGGUAGAUAAUAAGCCCACACCUCUUGCAAAGAAACGUGGGAAAUCUAAAAGGCCAACUCUUAUUAACAUUCCAAGGCCUGAUCCUAAUAAUAUUGAAAAUCGUAUGAUAAGAAAAUUACCACUUCCUCCUACUUCCAAUUGGAAAAUUCAAUUCACAGAUCAAUUUCAACCCAUAACAAUAGCAAAUCAUAUUACAUCAAAUAUUUCAAAUAAUAUACAAGGUAACAUAAAGAAAGUAAUCCUACCAUUUACUGGUGAUAUAUCAAACUUAGGUGCUCCUAUUCCAGUGCAUAGUUUAUCCAGUAUUCCCCCUGGUUUAUUAAUUAAAAUAGAUCUUCCUGAACAGGAGCAACAAAAGAUGAAAGCAAUGAAAAAGCAAACUAGACCAAAAAUAACACAUACUCCUAUUGCUUCUAAUGAAAUUGAUACAAGACAGCAAGUGUGGGUGAAAAAUGGUGAAGCUUCAGUCACAUUGCCAGUUAUAAAACAGAGCAAACAAGAGACAGAUAAAAAUUUAGUUGAAUUUAUGUCAACCUCUCUGGAGGAAACAGGAGGUAAAGUAGUAACUGAAGAAUUAGAUGUACAUGAGGAAGUUGUAGUACCACAUACAUUGGAAGUGUCAGAUGACGAAGCAUCUAAUGUGAAAGAAGAACAAUUUUAUGAAAAUUUUGAAGAAGUAGAAUGCUUACCAUCAAAAGAGCAAAAACCUGUGAGACGUAGAAAAGGUUCAAGAACAAUGAGAAGAACAAUUCUUCCUAUUAGAAGUGAAGUAAAGUAUUUUCUGCGCAAAUUGGCACCUCAUAUGCAUAAAUUACCUAGGAGAGCUAGAGCACAGAUGAAACUUGCAAUUGUUAAUAUGGUGAUUGAUUACUUGUAAAUUUGCUAAGAUAUAAAUAAAUCAUAAUAUUUUUAACAGUA